GAGCGGGCUGAGCGUGGCCUCCAGCGGCCUGGAGCUGCUGGUGCUCAAAGGAAAAGCGUCCCCAGAAGUGAAGUCCGAAGCCAAAGCUGCCCUGAACCAAGCCCUUGAAAUGAAGCGUCAGGGAAAGCGGGAGAAGGCCCACAAACUCUUUGUCUAUGCCCUCAAAAUAGAUCCCGAUUACGUGGAUGCCCUGAAUGAAUUUGGCAUCUUUUCUGAAGAGGAGAAGGACAUUCUGCAGGCAGACUAUUUGUACUCCAAAGCGCUGACCAUUUCCCCUUGCAACGAGAAGGCUUUGAUCAAUCGGGACCGAACUCUGCCCUUAGUUGAAGAGAUAGACCAGAGGUACUUCAGCAUUAUCGACAGCAAGGUCAAAAAAGUGAUGGCAAUCCCCAAAGGCAAUUCCGCCCUGCGGCGAGUGAUGGAGGAGUCCUAUUACCACCACAUUUACCAYACGGUCGCUAUCGAGGGGAACACGCUGACGCUGUCGGAGAUACGGCACAUCCUCGAGACGAGGUACGCGGUGCCCGGCAAGAGCCUGGUGGAGCAGAACGAGGUCAUCGGCAUGCACGCCGCCCUCAAGUACAUGAACACCACGCUCGUGUCGCGCAUCGGCUCCGUGACCAUCAGCGACAUCCUGGAGAUCCACCGGCGCGUGCUGGGCUACGCCGACCCCGUGGAGGCCGGCAGGUUCCGCGCCACGCAGGUCUUCGUGGGCCACCACAUCCCGCCGCACCCGCAGGACGUGCAGAAGCAGAUGCAGGAGUUCGUGCAGUGGCUGAACUCCGAGGACGCCAUGAGCUUGCACCCCGUGGAAUUUGCCGCGCUCACCCACUACAAGCUGGUCUACAUCCACCCCUUUGUGGACGGCAACGGGAGGACCUCGCGCCUCUUGAUGAACCUCAUCCUGAUGCAGGCGGGCUACCCGCCCAUCACCAUCCGCAAGGAGCAGCGGGCCGAGUACUACCACGUCUUGGAAGUGGCCAACGAGGGCGACGUGAGGCCCUUCAUCCGCUUCAUCGCUCAGUGCACGGAGACCACGCUGGACAUGCUGCUCAUCGCCACCACGGAAUACUCGGUGGGGCUGCCCGAGGCCGGCGGCCCCACCGCGCGCGGGCCCACCAUCCCCGUCACGACCUGAGCGCGCGGGACGCCCCGCAACCGGACCCACGUGUAGGACAGAAAGCCCCGCAGGGCUCCUGCCGGGAAAUGACUCCGCAGGAGGUGUCACUUGCUAGCGUUGCGUUUAUUUAAAGUCUCUUACGUUUGAUUAAUUUAAUGUAAUUUAUUUAUAUAUAUUACGCCAAGCUGACACGUGAAUUGUUGAUGUUGAGUGUGAGCUGUAACUUGCCUGCGCUCCUGGACAGAGAUGGGAAGCGGGAGGGCAGCAAAUUGCAGAGGUUACUCAACAAGCUGCAGCAGAAAUCAUUUYCUUUCUCCUUAAACUUCAGUUGUGAGAAGCCACUUUGAUCACAGCCCUUGACCUGGCCUGUGGACUUGUCUCACCCCACGAGGCAGCUGCUGGGCGAGACUGCCUUGACUUUUGUUACCCCUUCCCUUGCACCUCCAUCACGGUCCUAGCCCUGUUAAUCAGACUGUGCCUCUUCGCUCAUACAAAUUUGCCCUCCUUUUAUUUAUUACCGCUAGUGAAGGAAACUAAUUUCAGGUCAACAAGGGCAUUUUCCCCUUUGCUUUCUGUUUUUAGUAGCACUUUGCAUGUUCACUUUCAGUCGCCUUCCUGGGGCAGGUUUGUGCAACACGUGGGAAAUCCUUGGUGUAGGAUGACACAGCGGCUGUGAAGAAAGGCUCCGUGGCUCCUUAUUCAACUGGAAGCUGCUUCUGCUGUGCCCGAGAGCAGGAGCAGCUCCACCAAGGCUCGCCUCGCCAAGCCACAGCCUGGGAAACUGCAACUCUCUCCACUCAGUUCAUCAAGGGUUUGAAGAACAGCUCGUUUCUGCAACACUGGGGGCAGAAAUUGUUAUAGCUGACUAGGAAACAACCCUUAUCGGCCUUACCCUCUCACUCAAGAUUUGUAGAGCAAGUUCUCUACAUCCUAAAAACUUACACGGCUGCCAAAGUCUUUUAGCUCCUUCCCUCUGCACAAGAGAAGUUUGAGCAGCGACUUCAGUAAUGAGUGGUUCACGGCGUUAGGGCGAUGCAUGUUUAAAGCAUCGCACAGGGCUUCUUUGUGCUGCAGCAGUUGUUGAUGGAGCUGGAAGCUGCUGUCCAGCUCAAUGGGGGGAAAAAAAACCAUGCAGCACUAAAGAUCCUGUCUGGACACGUGAGUUAUCUUUGCUUUUGCUUGAAGGGUAAAAGCACCUGCAAUCUAAUUUUCUCUUCUACAGAUGAGAAGCUCUCUGGACCCUGCCCAUUAAUUCUGAAUGUGUCAGACCCCAGCAUCCACUCUGGACUGCACCUCAGAGCUUUGUGACCUCAGUGCUGAUAAGCCYAAGUGCUUUGCAGAAAAGCCUGAGGUGUUACACUGUCCUGUGCCAGUAUCAUUUCCUCCACUU
Molecule: messenger RNA, 2510 nt
Organism: Nothoprocta perdicaria
Lineage: Eukaryota; Metazoa; Chordata; Aves; Tinamiformes; Tinamidae
Gene: FICD
Product: FIC domain containing
Exons: 2
Coding region: 110-1138 (342 amino acids)
Molecular function (GO): protein binding
Source: RefSeq, a predicted model, not a curated record